Molecule: messenger RNA, 483 nt
Organism: Didymodactylos carnosus
Lineage: Eukaryota; Metazoa; Rotifera; Eurotatoria; Philodinida; Philodinidae
Source: the annotation of a GenBank genome assembly
AUGAUUGGUGAAGCGAUAUUACCCACAGAUUCCACUGUUCUUCUUGGCCGUGAAGAUCAGAGCGAAGCUGAAUAUCAUCCACAUGCUUAUAAAUUAUAUCGUACUCGUUUUUGGAUAUUAUUUGUAUUCUCAUUUUUGGCAUUUAACCAAUGCAUGUUUUGGCUGACAUUUUCACCAAUCGCAAGAUCAACAGAAAUCUAUUAUAAUGUUACAGAAGCAACAGUUGAUCUUCUGCUUAAUUGGGGCCCGAUCAUUUUUAUACCCUGUUUACCGAUAACCUACAAACUUUUAAACUCAAGAAAUGGUCUAAGAAAAUGUAUCCUAUUAGUGGCAAUAUCAUGUUUUAUUGCAACAAUAUUAAGAGUAAUACCAUCGAUUGUGACUAUUCAUGGUAAGAAGCAUGUUUCUGGGAUCGCUGUACCAUUCCUACAUUUGGGUCAAAUCAUUAAUGCUGCAUGUGGACCGCUGGUGAUGGCACCGUAA